This is a messenger RNA of Salarias fasciatus (jewelled blenny), 1137 nucleotides long. RefSeq names its product meprin A subunit alpha-like. Gene Ontology annotation, biological process: proteolysis. The record is from RefSeq and is a predicted model, not a curated record. The transcript is spliced from 11 exons. Gene Ontology annotation, cellular component: membrane. Lineage: Eukaryota; Metazoa; Chordata; Actinopteri; Blenniiformes; Blenniidae. Gene Ontology annotation, molecular function: zinc ion binding; metalloendopeptidase activity.
AUGGUGAUGGAGAGACUCCUGCUGCUGUGUGGACUGCUGGUCCUGGCCUGCUCCGUCGCUAUACCGGCUCCUCCUGUAGUGCACGAGGUCUAUGAGAUCGGGGAGGAUGAGAACCCCAUCUUAAACAAAGGGUCGAAGGAAAACCUCAUGGAAGGCGACAUUUUAAUCCCAGGGGGGAGGAAUGCUCUGCUGGACCAGAGAUAAAGGUGGAAGUUUCCCAUUCCGUACAUUCUGGGUGAUGAUCUGGACCUGAACGCCAAAGGCUGCAUCCAUCAGGCGUUUGAGAUGUAUCGACUCAAGUCCUGCGUCGACUUCAAGCCAUACGAGGGAGAAAAGACCUUCAUCAAGUUCGAGAAGCGAGGAGGGUGCUUCUCCUCCGUUGGAGACCAGCAGGUCGGUCAGAUCUUGUCUUUGGGAACCGGCUGUGACCACAAGGCCGUCAUUGAGCACGAGCUCCUCCACGCACUGGGGUUUUACCACGAGCAGUCCCGCACAGACCGGGACGACUACGUCAACAUCUGGCUGGACCAGGUGGAGGAAGGAAAGGAACACAACUUCAAUAAAUACGAAGAUAACUUCAUCACCGAUCAGAACACGGCGUACGACUACGAAUCCGUCAUGCACUACAGGCCCUUCUCCUUCAACAAGAACGACUCCAUCCCCACCAUCACCACCAAGAUCCCCACAUUCCAGAACAUCAUAGGCCAGUACCUGGACUUCAGUGAGAUGGACACGCUCAGGCUCAACCGCAUGUACAACUGCACCGCCCCGCUCACGCUGCUGGAUCAGUGCGCCUUUGAGCUUGAGAACAUCUGCGGGAUGAUCCAGCCCUCCACCGACGACGGCGACUGGGUCCACACCAAGAGCAGCGAGGCCUCGGAGGACCACACGCUGCUGGGACGGUGCAGAGAUGCCGGGUACUUCAUGCACUUCGACACCAAGUCGGGGAAUCCUCAGGAGUCCGCCCUGCUGGAGUCCCGCAUCCUGUACCCCAAGAGGAAGCUGCAGUGCCUGGAGUUCUUCUACAAGAUGAACGGAAGCCCCAAAGACAAACUGGUGAUCUGGGUGAACACGGAUGACGGCAUGGGCGCUGUUCGCAGAAUGAGGAAGACACAAACGUUUCACGGUUUCUUUUAG